CAAACCUUUAUAUCGACAGUCUAUGCAUACAGACUAUCAUAGACCAAGAUUAAACCACAGUAUACUUAUUAAACAGUUACACGUCUGUUAUACGAAACCCUUUUCAGUGCAAUCUUCAAGUUGUCGCUUCGCUCGCCUGAACCAUCCGACAAUCGUGUUUUUAGUUUGCCAAAUAUGGCGUCGCCAGUAGUCGCUAUUUCGGAGGGACAAGUCAGAGGGUGCGUUGGGACCGAUUUUGACGGGGGCCAGUUUUAUUCCUUUCUCGGAAUUCCCUACGCUAAACCCCCAGUCGGAGAGCUCAGAUUCAAGGCUCCCCAACCUGUUGAACCAUGGAGUGGCAUAAAAGAAACGGUAAAAGUUGGAAAUGCGUGUAUACAAAGGGACAUGUUGUUCACUGGAGCAAUUAUAGGAUCUGAGGAUUGUCUGCAUCUCAACGUUUUUACGAGAACGCUUCCGCAAGAGGACUCCACAUUGAAACCAGUGAUGGUGUGGAUACACGGCGGAGGCCUAAUUCAGGGAUCGAACGACAUCAAAACGUCUGGCCCUGAAUACAUCAUAACCGAAGACGUAGUCCUAGUGACCAUCAACUAUCGCCUGGGUUAUUUGGGAUUCUUGAGGCUUAAAGACCCCUCGCUGGAAGUGCCCGGAAAUGCAGGACUGAAGGAUCAAGUGUUGGCUCUCAAGUGGGUGCAGAGGAACAUAAAACAAUUCAACGGGGACCCCAACAACGUCACGAUUUUCGGGGAAAGUGCUGGAGGCGCUUGUGUCCACUCUCACAUCUUAUCACCUGCCUCGAAGGGUCUUUUCCACAAGGCCAUUCCACAGAGCGGUUCGGUUUUGAACCCUUGGGCCUUGACGAAUCAUAAUACAUUCGAAUUUUUUGAUUUUAUGGAGAAAGGCAUCAAAGACGAGAAGACUGCUUUGGACGUUUUGAGGAACAUGCCUGUCAAUGAGUUGUUCGAUUACCAAGACAGAUUUUUGCUGGUUCAACCCCCGCUUGGGGUCAUAGGUCUUGUGAUAGAAGAACCAAAUCCGACUGCGUUCCUCACCAAAGAUCCCAUGGAAGUCAUUAUUUCCGGAGACUACAACAAAGUACCGAUGAUUUGGGGCUACACUUCCAACGAAGGAAUGCUGUUCGUGCCUCUCCAAGAAAUGUCCAAAAAAGGAAAGGCUUUCAAGGUCGACGAACAACUCAACUUGGAAGAUUUCGUGCCACCGAACAUGAAAUUAGAAAGAGGUUGUUCUACAAGUCAGGAAAUAUGUAAGAAAAUUGCCGAUUUUUACUUCAAAGGAGAAAACGCCAUGAACAAGUUGUUGUUGAUAAGCGAUUACUAUUUCGUAAUUGGCAUCCUAGCGUCUAUUAUUAAUCAUGCAAGGACUUGUCAUUAUCCAAUUUUCUUGUACCGGAUGAGUUGUGAAACCAAUUUGAAUGCAUCGAGGGUGCUGUUCAAAUUGCAGGAUAUACCAGGUGUUUGUCAUGGGGAUGAUGUCGGUUAUCUAUUUAAAAACAGUUUCUUUCCUGACGUGGAAAUCGGAGAAAUCGAAAUGGUUUGUCUGCGGAGGUUCCUGAAGUUAUGGACGAAUUUUGCCAAGUAUGGAAAUCCGACGCCAGAGAAAAACGAUUUAAAUAUUCAGUGGAAACCUGUGGAUGGAGAACACGUGAAUAUCUUGGAUAUCGGAAAAGAACUCGUCAUGGAAACUAAUCCCGAAGAUGAAAGUGUUCGUCUGUGGAAGGAUAUUUAUCAAAUGAGUCCUGCUACUGCAAAUUAUUUGUGAAGAUAUUACUUCUGUUUUUAUUGUUCUGUGAUUGACCAAACUAUUAUAUUAUAUUAUUUCCUUAUCUUCCAUAUACUCUUAGUUAAAGCUUAAUUCAAAAUACAUUCAUUAGAAAUUAAAAAAA
Molecule: messenger RNA, 1900 nt
Organism: Leptinotarsa decemlineata (Colorado potato beetle)
Lineage: Eukaryota; Metazoa; Arthropoda; Insecta; Coleoptera; Chrysomelidae
Source: RefSeq, a predicted model, not a curated record